ACACUGUAGUUUUUUUGAUAACGAAAGAUAUUAUGUCGAAUAUGACCACAACGUCAACGUAUCUGCUGAACUUAACUACUCAUGGAGGGCCAAUAUGCACGAAGACACCAAAGACGAUGUACCUGGUCAUGUUGCCAGCUAUCUUUGUCGUUCUGAUGUUCAAUGUCGCCGUCUUAGCUGUGGCAACCAUGAACCGAGUGAAACUAAAGAGUCAAAACUACACCUACAGUUGCGUGUCCAGCACACUGCUCAGCAACGUGUUAGUCAUGGUGGCGCAUUGCUCUCUUGUUUUGAGGAACUACGUCAUAUCUCUUGGACCUUCCGAUGACGGAGAGCUUUCACACUCGGCCAAGUUGGUGUGGGUAUUCGUGAACACUCUGGUUGGGUCGUUAGUGUUGGUGGUACUGGCCAAUAUUGGUGCGCUGGUUAUUGUGACAUUAGACAGCACGCAGUUUAUUGGACCGAAUCUACGAAACUCGAUGAAACCACUGGAUACAAAUGCACUAAAAAAGAAAAGACGAGGAAAAAUACUGAGAGCUUGGUUUUUAAUCUCUGGAUCAUGGGUUAUCCCCGUUGCCGUGGUGGUUGCUUCGAUGGCCGGGUGGAAUUGCGCCGAUAUCUGUAUUUGCACCGGGGGAAGCUUCUUGGGCGAAACUUGCCCAAGAACCCAGGGUUGCUCACGAGUAUUUCCCCCCUUAAAGUUUGCAGUAAUUGGAAUCAUUGGAUUGGUGUGGGUGUUGGAGGCGGGCAUUCUACUUUACAUCAUCAACCACGCCGUGCAAAAGAUGAAAAGAGUAAUGACGAUCAGGCGUCCUCCAAACAGCUCCUCGGAUCCAGGAGACGAGUUGGAUCACAACAAUGCCCAAGGAGCAACAUCCGACAGCGCAACAAAUCCUAUAGAUCUUCCUGGAGCGGAUGAGAGACUUAAUGUGCCUUCAGUGAAGGAAGGUUUAAGGAGAGCGAGCAGUACAAGCUCUCGUAUCUCGGCAGCAGGAGUCCGGAAGGGAUGGAAGAGGAUCCAACUCCGGUUCAACACUCGCCUCCGCUUCCUGAUCUCACUCACAGUCCUCUUCCUCGUCUCCACCAUCACAGUUCCUGUAACCGUCAUCUUGGAUGGAAGUUUGGAAAAGAUAAACAACCGUUUAUUGGUACAGACACCUGCCAUUGUAGGAAUUUAUCUCUACUUUGUUGGUUGUCCGCUUCUCUUUAUAAAGUUUGUUCCUCAUAUGAAGACAACGCUCCACAACGCUUUCUGUAAAGUACCCUUCUCGCGUUUAUGUAGGCGUUGUUAAAACACCAAUAACUGAUGCGUUGUGUUCUAUCUGAAUCGAAAUAAGCUACCAUUACAAUACAUUGGAUGUGUUUUAAAAGUAUCAUUUUUAUUGUUUUAAAAUAAUAUUUCAGACGCAUUUUUGACAGCGUUAGCUUCUGCCUUUAAACACCUUUCUUUCUUGUAGAAUGUAGAAAUACGACCACAUGUUGAAAAUUAUCGUUUUACAUAAAAAGUAAAAAUAUUAAAAUGUGGAAAUUUUAUUAGAAACACAAUUGAGAAGUCGCAUACACAUAUACCGUGUGAUUAUACUGGGCACGCUGCACCGUUCACCGCUGGUCUAAAAUCUCACAUCUUAAGGUUUUAUAACCAAUCCUAUAUAAGUUUCAAAGCUAGCCACUGCAUAAAAGUUUCAUUUUUUUGAAAGUUUCAUUUAUUUUCCUGUUCAAAAAAUGUAUAGUCAGUUUUAUUGUUAUCGUGAUUCCAGGAAAAAAAUAAACAAAAACAUUGAUAUUU
This is a messenger RNA of Ciona intestinalis (vase tunicate), 1786 nucleotides long. Lineage: Eukaryota; Metazoa; Chordata; Ascidiacea; Phlebobranchia; Cionidae. The record is from RefSeq and is a predicted model, not a curated record.